This is a messenger RNA of Ostertagia ostertagi, 1155 nucleotides long. NCBI's taxonomy places the organism in Eukaryota, Metazoa, Nematoda, Chromadorea, Rhabditida, Trichostrongylidae. The record is from the annotation of a GenBank genome assembly.
AUGCAGCGUUUCGGAAGAUAUUUUCGUAUGCGCAUGCCACGAUUUGGCAGGGAUAUGGCGUUUUCGAUCGAGCGAAGUGAUCUUUUCCUUGUUGGUGCGAGUUCUGAGGUCUACCGAUUGAAUUUGGAGUUAGGAGAAUGGCUCUCUCCUCUUCAGACUAAUGGAUCGGCUUUGAACUGCUGUCAGUUUGCAGACGCACAUCAGUUAUUCGUGUGCGGUACUUCUGAUGGUCAGGUGGAGGCAUGGGAUCAUCGCGACAAGUCAAGAGUGGGAAUCCUUGAUUGUCUACCGUAUUUGCAGGACGAAAUAAGCGGGAAGCCGGAAAUCUCUUCCUUGAAGUUUCGCGAUGCUCUGCGGUUAGCAGUUGGAACGAGUACAGGGCAGUGUAAUGUGUACGAUAGUUCGAUCGCGGAAGCCGCUGAUAGUAAAGGAUCACGUGAACGAGAAAGCGAAAAUUUGGUGCUAAGUAUGGAUGGUCGGGUUCUCAAAAUAUGGAACGAAAUUGAAGGGAAGCCAUUUGCUGCCAUCGAGACAGAGUACGCGCUCAACGAUUUCUGUCGGUAUCCUGACUCAGGUCUGAUAUUUAUGGCUAAUGAAGCUCCUCGUAUGCAACAAUUCUUCAUUCCUUCUAUUGGCACUGCUCCUAAAUGGUGUUCUUAUCUUGAAGCGUUGACGGAGGAAUUGGAAGAAACUCAGUCGGCCACUGUAUAUGACGAUUACAAGUUUGUCACGAAGGAGGAAUUAGACCAACUGAGUCUUUCACAUUUGAUUGGAAGCUCUGUAUUGAGAGCCUACAUGCAUGGUUACUUCCUGGAUCGAAGGCUGUACGAGAAAGCACACAACUUAUCACGCAACCAUUAUGCCUAUGAGACUAUAAGAACCGUAAACAAAGAACUCGCGGCGCGAUUGAGAGCAGAAGCAGAAGCGGCAGCUGAAAGUAUAGGCAAUAAGUCAGCAAAGAAGAAGAAGAUCGAGAAAAAGAAGGCCUCGACAGCGGCAGUUAUUCUUCAAGAUGACCGCUUCAAAAAAUUGUUCGCCGAUGAAGAUUUCGAGGUGGAUCAAAAUUGUGAGCUGUUCAAGAGAAACGUUGCCAUACAACGAAAGGAAAGCUCAGGAAAAGUUAAGGAGAUUCUGCAUGACGAUCAGGAUGACAAG